Kwoniella mangroviensis CBS 8507 is the source of this 411-nucleotide messenger RNA. RefSeq lists its product as uncharacterized. The record is from RefSeq and is a predicted model, not a curated record. The transcript has 2 exons. Bases 1 to 411 code for a protein of 136 amino acids. Lineage: Eukaryota; Fungi; Basidiomycota; Tremellomycetes; Tremellales; Cryptococcaceae.
AUGUCAUCCAGUCUUCAACAACAUACCACCACUAGCGAGAUCCAGACUCAAAGACCCCUAUUCAAGCUCUCAGAGGUACCCGACGUGGUAGAAUACCUAGCCAAUCUCUCUUCAAAGGACCUUACAGCGAUUCUACGAGACGAACGAAUGAUGAACGAGUUCAAAUGUUCCUUGUACUCCGAUCCGACACAGAAUGCUCACCAGCCUUCAUCCACUUUUGGAAGCCAUUGUGGUCGAAUGGUGUUUGAUGAGAUCAUGAAGCAAGUCAGGGAGAAACGAAUGUUGAAAAGACUGGCCGAAUUGGAAGAACUAGAGGCCGCGAGUGAAAAAGAAAGAUGUUAUUUAAUUCUGACAGGUUUGAUGCUCAAACAGAUGAGGAUAAUAUCUAGGUUGGGUAAAAACCACGAAUAA